CUUCAUAGGCAGUCUCCGGCUUCACUGUGCGCCUGGCGAGUGCAGAGAGAGGAGCAUCGGGAGGCAGCGGGAGAGACAUUCCGAAAAUAAGCUUCCACUUUACCGCAGUCGUUCCGGUGCAGACCCAUCCUCCAUGCCCGAGCCGGGGGCUGCUCCCAGACGGAGUCCGCAGGGAGUUCCGUACACCGACCUGGAGCACAUCGUCAACGCCGAUGGGUUGCACCUGUUCUGCCGCUACUGGGAGCCGGUCGCUCCGCCAAGGGCGCUGGUGUUCAUCGCCCAUGGGGCUGGGGAGCAUUGUGGACCAUACGAUGAGAUUGCACAGAGAUUGAAGGAGCUGUCCAUGCUGGUCUUUUCGCACGACCACGUUGGCCAUGGUCAGAGUGAAGGAGACAGAAUGAACAUCAAGGACUUUCAGAUGUACAUCCAAGACUCGCUGCAGCACAUCGACCUGAUGAAGUCUCGCCACCCGGGCCUACCUGUCUUCAUCGUGGGCCAUUCAAUGGGCGGUGCAAUAUCCAUCCUCACAGCCUGCGAGAGGCCCACCGAUUUUACUGGAGUGGUUCUGAUUGGUCCCAUGGUCCAGAUGAACCCAGAUUCAGCUACACCGUUCAAGGUUUUCCUGGCCAAGGUUUUGAACCACAUGCUGCCAAACUUUACUCUGGGCUCCAUUGAGUCUAAAUGGAUCUCACGGGACAAGAAGCAGGUGGAAGCUUACGAUGCUGACGAGCUGAACUUCCAUGGAGGGAUGCGCGUGUCAUUCGGCAUGCAGCUAAUGGGGGCGGCAGCUCGCAUCGAGAGAGAGAUCGCGUCCAUCAGCUGGCCCUUCCUGCUCCUGCACGGUGACGCUGACAAGCUCUGCGACAUUCAAGGCUCCAAAAUGAUGUUUGACAAAGCUCCCAGCUCAGACAAGAAACUCAAGGUGUACGAGGGCGGCUACCACGCCCUUCACCACGACCUGCCAGAAGUGUCGGAGUCCGUGCUGAAGGAGGUGACCAGUUGGAUCACAGAGCGCCUUCCCAACACUGCAUUGCCGUCACCACAAGGCUCGUAGACUUCCGGAACAUGUCAAGAGGCCAGUCGAAGCUCCAAGGAAACCAUCUUCUUGAAAAUAUACUGUACAGCGCACAGCUCUAUGGUUUAACUAGCAGUCAGCUCAAACCAUAUUGGGAAAAUGCAUGUACAAGUUCAAGUUGCAGUAUGCUCAGGUUUGUAGCGCAAUAAUGACCGUUCUGUGUGCGCAUCUAGCGCCACUUAUACUCCUCAGCCUUCCUCAAAUGAAUGUUCGACAAAUGACACAUUAUCCUUUAUCAAUGUUACAAAUCCUCCCCAUUUCCACGUCCUAAUUAGUUUUAAGCAAAUAUGACUAAAAGCGAGUGACACGAGUUCGUUAAUUCCGGUAUGGGCCACGGAUUCAGUUUUUUUUCUUUUUCAAUUGCUAGGCAGGGAAUUAUUACCGCUUUUCUUGGUGGUGCAUGAAUGGUAAUGGUAUAAUUCAGGCAAUUUGCAAGUCUAUCCAAAUUAAGUCUUAAUUGAAGUGUCCGUCCGAGUAAUUGUCGUCCUCAAGCAGGCCACUUUGCUAAGUUACUAUGGACUAACUAUGGAGUUACAGUAAUUGGUUCACAUGCCAUUAUAGUUUGCCCGAAUAAAUAUAGGAUGUAACAUAGAGGACAGACUGAACUCCACAAUAGGAUAACAAUGUACAUUAAUUUGAUGGUUGAGAUUUUUUUUUUUAAUCCUGAGAAUACACAUAAA
Messenger RNA from Hippocampus comes (tiger tail seahorse), 1755 nucleotides. RefSeq names its product monoglyceride lipase (gene mgll). The record is from RefSeq and is a predicted model, not a curated record. Lineage: Eukaryota; Metazoa; Chordata; Actinopteri; Syngnathiformes; Syngnathidae. The transcript has 8 exons. The coding region runs from base 134 to 1054 and encodes 306 amino acids.